This is a messenger RNA of Soboliphyme baturini, 1064 nucleotides long. NCBI's taxonomy places the organism in Eukaryota, Metazoa, Nematoda, Enoplea, Dioctophymatida, Soboliphymatidae. The record is from the annotation of a GenBank genome assembly.
AUGGUUGCCGUCCAUAAUUCGCAAGGUCCUGCUGGUGCAGCAGCUUCUUCGGUGGACCGAUUGGUCAGCGACUGUGUUCAUACACUGUGCGCGGAGCUAACGGCGAAUGACGAUGGCUUUGCUCAGCUGAACACUGUUCUAAAGCACCAUCGUUUCCAGACACUCUUCGAUUUAUACCAAAUCGUGUCGCGACAUUAUUCGGCUAAAUUAAAGCCGUACCGCGAGAAUGCGGCCCGCAUUGUACAAGAAGUCGAGUUAGAGGUGAACGGUGUCGGUACAAGCAGGGGGAGUACGAACGUCGAGGCGACCGCAAUCGAAUUGCUUGAGCGCCUGUCAUCGCCUAACUUCCACGCCCUCAUCGAGGCGCAUGACACCGUUGCCGCUCACAGCUUCGAACUGUCGCUGAUGGACAUCCCUUACGAGGUGGACGAGGACGACGGCGCUGCGGUCAGGAUCGUCCGAUUGAUGAAGAAGAACGAACCUUUGGGUGCGACGAUCAAGAGACUGGAGAAGAACUCAGCGCUGGUGAUAGCCCGCGUAAUUCGAGGUGGUAUAGCUGAUCGCAGCGGGUGCAUCGGCGUAGGUGAUCAAGUGAUCGAGGUGAACGGCAUCAGUGUCGUUGGUAAGGAGCCGAUAGAGGUAGUGAAAUUGAUCAAUUCUGGCGACAGUUCCGUUACACUGAAGCUCGUUCCUGUCGACAGAGCCUCGGUUGCCGCCAUACCAGCUGUCGCGAAGUCCCCUGACGAUCCUAGUUGCAGCACGAUGUUGCAUUUGCGGGCGAUGUUCGACUACAGUCCACAGGAGGACAGCCUGAAUCCGUGUCCCGAGGCUAGUCUGCAAUUCCGUUGCGGUCACGUGCUGCAGGUGGUGGAUGCAAACGAUGACAAAUGGUGGCAGGCACGGCUGGAAACUGGCAGCGAUACCAGCAAAGUCGGGCUGAUUCCCAGCUGGCAGCUGCAGAACAGGAAGCAGCUCUCAAAACGCAGUCCCGUUCACGGAAGCAGCCCAUUGCCACGCAGCAUCUCUUCGUUACGUAAACACAGGUGCAGUAAAAUGCAGUGACA